AUGACCAUUAAGACGAAGUUUAACGAUUCGAAGUCAGCACCAAAUGUUGUCCAAAAGAAAAAAGAACCAAUGCUGCUUGGCUUAUCGGUGAAACAUCUCAUUCUUCUGUACCAUGUAGUUUUCUUCCUGGUGCAAAUCGACUCAUUCAUUCACAUCAAGGAUAAGAAAUUCAAUGACAUUGUUUGGGGGAUCAUCACGGUUAUCUGCAACUCGGGCAGUUUCUAUGGAAUUCUGACUGAAAAUAAGAAGUACAUCAAAUUUCACUACUGGUACUGCAUCUUUGUUAGUGCUAUUCCUGUCGCUUUCCUCCAACUGCUCUCGGUCGGCAUCAUCCAUAGAUUGGUCACCGGCGAGGAGGGAUUUCUUUCUGGCGAAAUAAUGUGUGCUCUAAAAGCAUUCGGAUAUGUUCUCGGCUUUGUGAUGAUCUUCUUUCUGUACAUUUGGAUGUGUUACAAGCUUCACAAACAUCUUGCAAAUCACUCGAUGGUUCUCCCGUACAGUGCUAAAGACGUGCAUGUCAUCUACAAUCCGAACUACGACGCAAACCAUCACUCUAUCAAUUCUGCAACUAUUUGA
Messenger RNA from Caenorhabditis remanei, 576 nucleotides. RefSeq lists its product as uncharacterized. NCBI's taxonomy places the organism in Eukaryota, Metazoa, Nematoda, Chromadorea, Rhabditida, Rhabditidae. The coding region runs from base 1 to 576 and encodes 191 amino acids. The transcript has 4 exons. The record is from RefSeq and is a predicted model, not a curated record.